ACAGACAGAACAUUUUCAAAAACUCCUUCAUAGCUCCUUUGUUGGGAAAAAAUGUAAUUAAAAUGUUGACAAACAACAUAUUUAUCAACAAUCAUUGCUGCAAAUCAGAGAGACUCCAUGAAAGAUGACAGAAGAAGUUAUUGUUAUAGCGAAGUGGGAUUAUACUGCCCAACAGGACCAAGAACUUGACAUAAAAAAGAAUGAACGCCUCUGGCUGCUGGAUGAUUCCAAGACAUGGUGGAGGGUAAGAAAUGCAGCCAACAAAACAGGAUAUGUGCCAUCAAAUUAUGUGGAAAGAAAGAACAGCUUGAAGAAAGGCUCCUUGGUUAAAAAUCUAAAAGAUACAUUGGGUUUGGGUAAGACAAAGCGAAAGACCAGCGCUAGAGAUGCCUCGCCAACUCCGAGUACUGAUGCAGAAUACCCAUCCAAUGGUAGCAGUGCUGACAGGAUCUAUGAUCUGAACAUCCCUGCGUACGUUAAAUUUGCCUAUGUGGCAGAGAGGGAGGAUGAACUAUCUCUCGUUAAAGGAUCUCGAGUGAUUGUUAUGGAAAAAUGCAGUGAUGGCUGGUGGAGAGGGAGCUACAAUGGACAUAUUGGCUGGUUUCCUUCAAACUAUGUAGUUGAAGAAGUUGAGGAGGCAACUGCCGAUUCACCAAGUUUUCUAAGUUUGAGAAAAGGGGCGUCCAUGAGUAAUGGCCAGGCCAUGAAAAUACUUCACAUUGUUCAGACUUUGUAUCCAUUCAGUUCUGUCACUGAAGAAGAGCUCAAUUUUGAAAAAGGUGAAACUAUGGAAGUGAUAGAGAAACCUGAAAAUGACCCAGAAUGGUGGAAAUGUAAAAAUUCUCGAGGGCAAAUUGGUCUUGUUCCCAAAAACUAUGUAGUAAUCUUAAGUGAUGGUCCUACCAUUAAUACUUCCCACCCUCCUCAGAUAAGCUACACAGGGCCCUCUUCUACAGGACGGUUUGCAGGAAAAGAAUGGUAUUAUGGAAACGUUACUCGACAUCAGGCAGAAUGUGCGUUGAAUGAAAGGGGAGUGGAAGGUGACUUCCUUGUCAGAGACAGUGAAUCUUCGCCCAGUGACUUUUCAGUAUCUCUAAAGGCUUCAGGGAAGAACAAACAUUUCAAGGUGCAGCUGGUGGACAAUGUCUAUUGCAUCGGGCAGCGUCGAUUUAAUACUAUGGAUGAGUUGGUGGAACACUACAAAAAGGCUCCUAUCUUCACCAGCGAGCACGGGGAGAAGUUAUAUCUCGUCAAAGCACUUCAGUGACGUUGAAGACGGACUAGGCCUGCUGGGGCCUUUUGUAACUUAAAAGCCUUAGGUCCUCAAUCACUUUUAUAGAGCAGAGCACUCCACACCAGACACAAAUGUCAGUGAAUGGUCUCUUUCUGAGUAUUUGCUCUGUUGGUUAUAUUCUCUUUUUCUCCUAGCUUUUCUCUUUCCCCAUUUUUGCCUAUUAGUCUUUUUAAAAAUUAAGUUGUUUUGAAUCCCCUCAGGUUGAAAAUUUCACUUAGGUGGCCAUUGUAAGCUCUCGUUUUAUUUCCUGGGUUCUUAACUCUUUUAUGUACGUUUACAGAGUUAAUCGAGAUAAAGGAGGGGUGCUCUCAAGUUAAAACAGUGUUAUCAGAUGGCUCCUGAUGGCAGAAAUCAUCAUUGAGAGACUGGGCACAGUUUAAUGCACUGAACCUGCAGCUAACUAAGUGAAAUAAUAGUAGACAUAACAGUUGUGGCUGUGAGUUCUGUAGCUAUUUUGCUUACCAAGUAGUAUAUUUCUGAAAUUCCUAGUUUCUAGAAGCACUCUUCCCACACCCUACUUCAACUAUUACAUUGCUUCUUUGACUCUUUGUGAAGAGUACACUAACUAAAGCAUUUUGUAAUAGUUCUUCUUAAACUACUACGGUAAGAUUGUAGUAAAGAAAACUAUCUAGCGUAUUUUGACAUGUAAUUUCAACCGAGAUGUUUCAUUGAAAGUUGAUUACUUAGAGAAUCAUUGAAUUGUAAUGGUUGAAUGUUUUGGUAUCUACAACCAAAUGUGCCAUCCACAUAAUGCUUUCUCUUCUUGCCCUUCUGCUUGUUUGAAUUAAACAGUUAUGUAUUUAAUUCUUAAAGUAAUAUGUAUGUGUAGCCGAUUGACACUAAUACAGAAGUUUAAUAAACAUAGCUAAUUAUGGGUGGGUGGGGCUUCCAGCACAUACAUACAUACGUACAUACAUACAUACUUAUAUAUAUAUUUGCAUUACAGAAAAAAAAUCAGGGUUUACAGAAGGUGGUGUGAUUGGUAGUAAGACACACAGAAUGUUAUAUGAAGAAAAUGCAUUUGUUUUUUGUGUUUCUUUUAACCUUCUUAUGGUUUUAAAUAUAGUAUUGAUGGCACAUUCCUGAAAAUAUUAAAAGAAAAAAAAAGGACCUU
Molecule: messenger RNA, 2408 nt
Organism: Python bivittatus (Burmese python)
Lineage: Eukaryota; Metazoa; Chordata; Lepidosauria; Squamata; Pythonidae
Source: RefSeq, a predicted model, not a curated record